This is a messenger RNA of Seminavis robusta, 555 nucleotides long. Lineage: Eukaryota; Bacillariophyta; Bacillariophyceae; Naviculales; Naviculaceae. The record is from the annotation of a GenBank genome assembly.
AUGCGUCCCUCCAUUCAUCAACUGGCUGCUCUCGUGGUUCUGCUUUCUUUCGUUGCGGCCACCGCCAACGAAACGGCCGCAGUUCGUACCGGUAAGCACGUCAGAGAGCUCAAGAAAGGUUCCAAGGGCGAGGGUGAGGAUCCACUUCCUGGUGACAGUAGUGACGACCAUGACGAAGAAGCCAUGUCGGAUGGAGGCAAAAGGAAGGGCAAGAAACAAGACCCUGGCAUUCCUAAAGGAGCGAAGAUCAAGGGCAAGAAGAAAGACGAUCAAGAUUCUGCUGACGAGGACGCCCCUGAAGGAUCUGGAGGAAAGAUCAAGGGCCAGAAGAAGAAAGACGAGGGCGACGAGGACGACACGGAUGCCAAUGCCGGCAAAGGUGGCGGAAAGGCUGACAAGCAAGGCAAAACAGAAGAUGACAACUCAACUGACACGGAUACAGACGGCAACGGAUCCGGAAAAGGGAAGGAUAAAGUGAACGAUGGUAAAGAUGAAAAGGAGUCUAACAAGAAGAAUAGCGAGACCAAAGUCAGAGGAAAGAGAAAGGGAGACUGA